This is a messenger RNA of Antechinus flavipes (yellow-footed antechinus), 2550 nucleotides long. RefSeq lists its product as uncharacterized. The transcript is spliced from 8 exons. The record is from RefSeq and is a predicted model, not a curated record. The coding region runs from base 1198 to 1962 and encodes 254 amino acids. Gene Ontology annotation, molecular function: nucleic acid binding. Lineage: Eukaryota; Metazoa; Chordata; Mammalia; Dasyuromorphia; Dasyuridae.
GGCUUCCCGGGGGCCGCCCAGGUGCCAGGUGUUCCGGGUCUGGGCUCCCCGGGGGCCGCCCAGGUGCCAGGCGCUCCGGCUCUGAGCUCCCCGGGGCUGGCCUCUGGGGAUGCCCUUCCAAAGGCAGGAUCUUCCUUGAAGACGAGACGUUCUGCGAAAGGUGGGUGUCUCUACAGACUUUUUGGGCGGACGCGGCUGCAGGAGCUCGGCCGAGGGAGGGCCCCUGAAUCGGACCGUUAGCUCCCGCUGGCACCGGCCUGGCACCUGGAGAGGUGGCGGCUGUCAGGAAAGGCCCUCGGUGGAUGGCAGGGCUGAGGUGGGCCGCGGGCAGCCAGCCAGUUCUGUCUCCCCUAGAGGACGCCUUCUACAGCCGGAGGAGAAAUCGGAACCAGAAGUUUCUCUUCCUCGAGGCGGAGAAGAAGAAGGCCUUUUGGGAGGCCCACGUGGUGCAGCACAGGCACUACGGCGCGCGGACCACCUGCACCCACCUCAGGAAGAAGUACUACUGGCCGGGCAUGGCCCUCGACGUCAAGAAGUGGGUCAAGAUGUGCAGGAGAUGCCUAGACAAAAGCAUACGGACCGCGGCCCACAAUGCCCUGGAAGCCGGAUCGCAGCAAGCGCCUCAAGGAGACGGCAGGAUGGAUCACUUCCCGCUAGCCCAGGUACCGGGGCGGGGGCAGCGGGGGAAGGGGUUCUGGUUUCUGGCAGCUCCAGAGCUGGGGUGGAUCAUUUUUAGUUGUUCUUUUCUCAUCAGCAGAAGUUGCACGUUCUCUCCCCUCAAGGAGGGAGACCCAAAGCAGCCCCGCGAGGCGCUCUCUGUCCCUCCCCCCGGGCUGCCACUUCUGUGCCCGGGUGGGGCCGGGGAAUCUUUACCUCCUUGGGGCCAGUUCAGGGGAGCGAGGGUCCAUCAUCGGCUCCUCCCCACCCUUACACAGGCUUCUCUCUUUGGUGCCCCUGGCGCCCAGGCUUCCUUCCUGCCCCCGUCCCACACAGUUCCCCCCGGGCUUUCCCUGAGUGUUUCCUUGUGCUCGCCGAGCCCCUAUCCGAGCCCGGGCUCUUCUCCCCCCUCCGCAGGAACAAGGGCUCUUCACCUUUGUCAGCUUGCAGCUCCUGGGGCCCCUGCGGCAGACGGCCCAGGGAUUCUGCUUCGCCUUCGUGGCCGUGGACUACUUCACCAAGUGGGUGCGCGCCGCGCCCAUGCAUUCCUGCUCCGUCAGGGAGACCAGCGCGCAGAUCCUGGAGCUGGUGAAGAGGUUCGGGUUGCCAGAAGGGAUCAUCAGCACCGCGUCGAGCAGUUUCAUCCUCCAGAUAAACAAAUUUUUGAAAAUGGCUUUGAAAAUGCAAAACAGCCUGGUUGUUAAAUACAAUCCCCAAACAGAUGGGUGCCUGAAAAGCAUCAGGUCCUUUGUGACUAGGAUCCUUUCUCUGGUGCUGAUCAUGAACCCGACCGACUGGGACCACCACCUGCAUAAGAUUUUCUUCCUCCAGAACCGGUGUUCGGACUACUUCGAGGAGGAAGACGAGGGUGACCUGAGGAAGCUCCAUGGCGAGUCACCAGGGGCUGCCUGGGCCCCACCCCCGCGGGUCCCAGAGCCCCCACAGCCCUCCCCAGAAAGCCAGAGGGACCCCCCGGCCAAAGCCCAGGGCGAGGACACCUGUUUGUAUUGUUGCCGGCUCCCGGACGAGGGGGACAGUGACGUGUUUGCCGUGGUGCAGUGCGACAGGUGCCCGGCGUGGGCCCACGAGCAGUGUGUGCGGAGGCAGCUUGGACGGGUGGACCCCAAAAUUAGCCUCCGCUGCAAAACCUGCCUCCUGGCAGUUGUUGGGGCGCAGCCAGGGCCCCAGACCCCCAGGGCUCUGGGAGCGGGGGACGGCGGGGCAGGCAGCGUGGGGCCCGCGGGGGGGCCGGGCCCCCAGCGUGGCCCAGGUGUGCCCAGCCAUCAGCUUCCCCCUUCCAAGUAGCUGGCGGGCCCUGAGGCCGCACGAGUGCCGGCUCCGGCUGGGACUGGCAAAGUCGCUCGGGCCAACGCCCGUCCGGCCUCCUCGAUAGCCGACAUCUGGUUGUUCCCAGUUUUUCACAUCUGUUUUUCAAACUCCGAGCUCCGGAUUCUCUGACCUGGUGCCCCCCGGGGGACCUUUGUGGGUGGGAGUCCGAGACUUCUGGGAAACCCUCCAUUUUCCCUCUGGUUUCCAUGAAGCUGGGACGGUUGAAAGUGGCCAAGGGCCAUCACUUGGGCGCCCGCCUGCCGGGGGGGCCGCUCUGCCCACUGCGUGGGCGCAGGAAGCCAUCACACCGGGAGUGCGUCUCUGGCCCAGGACCCCAGGCCCACCACCUCCUGACAAGGAGCGUUCCUUUACCCGUCUGUGGGGCGAUUGCUUGCAGUUUUGCUCUGCCCAAAUGGGGCAUUAAAACAAUCUUUCAUUUGUUUGUAAGUCCCCGCGCCGAGCAGUUGUCAGCGGCCCCGAGGGCCCGUUUGUCCGUCCCGAGUCUGAAGUCUCAAAAAUUAGAUAAAAUUGUCAAUGGCUUCAUCAGACAUUGGGAUGGAAACC